AUUAAACGGCUAUAAAUGUAUACUUCAACAUACUGAUAAAUCCAAUAUUAAUAGUAUUUAUAGACUCAUUAAAGGUGUCUACCGAAACUAGAAAAUAAUUUCAAUUCGUAUUUGAUUGCGGUGAAAAACGCACACGGUCUGCUUACCCACAGGUCGUUAUAUAGGCAGGAGACAAUGAAGUACUUGGUGGGAUUUUUGUUGCUAGUGCUUACCAAGAGUACGCUAACCGCACCACUAAGUCAACCUGAUCAUCUUGACUAUGAUAAUGCUGAGCUCAUAGCUGGCUACUUCCAAGGCGAUAUUGUUUUGGCGCCUACGCAGCGCAAUGGACAUCGCAAUGAGACGCUACGCUGGCCCAACAACAUUGUCUACUACAAAAUCAAUGAUGGAUACUUCGAUGAGGCGCAUCGCAAUCACAUACUGCGCGGUAUUAAAAUCAUAGAAGAUCUUUCGUGUAUUCGCUUUCAAGAAGCUACCGCCGAUCAGAAAUAUUAUGUAAAUAUCACAGGCAAAGAUGGCGGCUGCUAUUCGAGCAUUGGCUGGAUGAAUGGCGUACAGCAUUAUAAUCUUCAGCUUUAUCCGUUGGAUACGGGUUGCUUCCGACUCGGUACAAUUGUGCACGAGUUCCUACACACGCUCGGCUUCUUUCACAUGCAGAGUGCCGCGAAUCGCGACGAAUAUGUACGCAUCGAAUUCGACAAUAUUGAGAAAGGUAUGGAGUUUAAUUUCGAGAAAUAUGACGAAGAUUAUAUCGAUGAUUACGAAGAGGAAUACGAUUACGGUAGUAUAUUACACUAUCAUGCCUAUUCGUUCUCGGUGAAUGGUGAAAAGACCAUUAUACCAUUAAAAGAUGAAGGUGCGAUAAUAGGUCAAAGGCGCGGCAUGAGCAAAAGUGAUAUCAAUAAGUUAAAUACAAUGUAUCGUUGUCCAGUAACCUUGUAAUUGUAUGAAUUGCAAUAUAUGUAUUGUAAACGAUAAAAGUGAAAAAUUUAAUAAAGUGGUAAUAUGAUGCAUA
This is a messenger RNA of Zeugodacus cucurbitae (melon fly), 1015 nucleotides long. Its product is annotated as seminal metalloprotease 1. NCBI's taxonomy places the organism in Eukaryota, Metazoa, Arthropoda, Insecta, Diptera, Tephritidae. Gene Ontology annotation, biological process: proteolysis. Gene Ontology annotation, molecular function: metalloendopeptidase activity; zinc ion binding. The transcript is spliced from 3 exons. The record is from RefSeq and is a predicted model, not a curated record. Bases 175 to 942 code for a protein of 255 amino acids.